Molecule: messenger RNA, 1611 nt
Organism: Lotus japonicus
Lineage: Eukaryota; Viridiplantae; Streptophyta; Magnoliopsida; Fabales; Fabaceae
Exons: 1
Coding region: 1-1611 (536 amino acids)
Biological process (GO): DNA repair; telomere maintenance
Molecular function (GO): DNA helicase activity
Source: RefSeq, a predicted model, not a curated record
AUGCUACAAAACAAUGGCAGGAGCCUGCACAAUUUUGUUUCCAUGCCUUAUCCUUCAAACAUUGUUGUCGAAGACGUUGGACAAAGACUGAUUGUAGAGGAGUUGAAUUACGACAGGAAUGAAAUGAGUGAAUACUUGGACCAAUGUCUCUCCUCAAUAACUGACGAACAAAGGCAUGUGUAUGACAAAAUAAUUAACGCCGUCUAUGGAAACAAAGGUGGAUUUUUCUUCCUGUAUGGCUACGGUGGGACGGGUAAAACCUUUGUCUGGAAAACGCUUUCAGCAUCCAUUCGAUCAAGAGGUGAUAUUGUUCUCAAUGUGGCUUCAAGUGGUAUUGCUGCACUGUUGUUGCCUGGAGGAAGGACGGCGCACUCCAGGUUCAAGAUUCCCAUACCUAUAACUGAGGAUUCAACAUGCAACAUAAAGCAUAACAGCCCUCAUGCUAAAUUGCUGAUAAAGGCGAAACUGAUCAUUUGGGACGAAGCUCCUAUGAUGAGUAAAUGGUGUUACGAGGCUUUGGAUAAGUGCUUGAGAGACAUUUUGAGGUUCACCCCAGGAUAUGACUCCAGCUUGCCGUUCGGAGGAAAAGUUGUGGUUCUGGGCGGUGAUUUUAGGCAAAUCUUACCUGUAAUUCCAAGGGCAUCCAGGGAAGAUGUCAUCAGUGCAACAAUAAAUUCAUCCUAUCUAUGGCCUUUUUGUGAAGUUCUUUGUUUGACAAAGAAUAUGAGACUCCUGCAAGGAUCUUCGUGCUCAAGUGCAUCAGAUAUAGCAGAAUUUUCAGAAUGGCUGUUGACUAUAGGUGAUGGCAAGGUCGGACAGCCAGUUAACGGCGAAUCAGAAAUUCAAAUACCAGAUGAAAUCCUUAUAAAAAACUCAGAAACCGGUUUUGAAGACUUGGUCAAUUUUACCUACCCUGAUUUGUUGCGUAACAUGUCUAACUCUGAAUACUUCAGGGAAAGAUCCAUUUUGGCCCCCACGAUUGAACUGGUUGGAAAGGUCAAUGAUUACAUGAUGUCUCGGGUCUCGGCAGAAGAAAGGGAAUACUUGAGCUCUGAUUCAAUAUACAAAGAAGACGGCAAUGUUGAGAGUGAGCUGGAUGCAUUUUCCCCCGAGGUAUUGAAUGCGAUGAACUGUUCAGGACUGCCACCGCAUAAGUUGAGUUUGAAAAUUGGAGUCCCAGUAAUAUUAAUGAGAAAUAUCGACCAGUCCAACGGAUUGUGUAAUGGAACAAGAUUGACGGUGAAGAGAUUUGGAGACCAUGUCAUUCAGUGCACCGUUCUAACUGGGACUAAAGCUGGAUCUACUGUACUGAUUCCUAGGAUGACCAUGAAUACAAAUAACACAAAUCUACCGUUCCAAUUUCAGAGACGGCAGUUGCCUAUAUGUGUCUGCUUCGGUAUGACGAUAAACAAAGCGCAGGGACAAACACUAGGGUGUGUUGGGUUAUAUCUUCCAAGACCGGUUUUUAGCCACGGACAAUUAUAUGUGGCGCUAUCAAGAGUCAAAAGCAAACAAGGGCUAAGGAUCCUCAUAGAAAACCACGACGAUCUCCCUUCUAAUACAACAAUUAAUGCUGUGUAUGAAGAAGUGUUUGACAAUAUAACUCCAUAA